Messenger RNA from Harmonia axyridis, 1850 nucleotides. RefSeq names its product coiled-coil domain-containing protein 63-like. Bases 89 to 1759 code for a protein of 556 amino acids. The record is from RefSeq and is a predicted model, not a curated record. NCBI's taxonomy places the organism in Eukaryota, Metazoa, Arthropoda, Insecta, Coleoptera, Coccinellidae. The transcript has a single exon.
UUUCGAAAUAACGUUCCCGAUGUCAUUUUGACAUUUCACAUAAAGCGCAGUAUAAUUUUCCUGCAAUCCCCAUCAAUCGAACUCGAUAAUGGCAAAAAAAAGUAAAAAACCCUUAACAGACGAAGAAAAGUUCGAGAUAGAACUGCAGCAAGAGGCGGAUCUUCAACACCAACAGAGAGACUACACUCUACUAUGCAAGGACAGAGAAACGAUAGAAGAAUCCGGGGGUUCAAAAUUGGCCAAGCAACGCAAAGUUAUAGACAUAUACCAGAGAGAGUUGGCCAAUUUGACGAACGACCUUAACGUUGCCAUUUCCGAUGGAAAGAGAAAAAUUGACAAACAGGACGCUCACCUGCUUGUGGAUCUACUAAAUGAAUACGAUAAAUUUUCGGAAUGCAUAAGAUUCAAGAAGUCCCAUCUUAGUGAGAUCGAGUAUCAGAUCACCAAAGUCGACAAGGAAGUUGCUUACAUGCGUUCAAUCCAGCUCACUGACAAGAUGUGGCAAGAUCGUACGUUAGCCGGUCAGAAAACCCUGGAAGGUCUAGAAAACAAGCUAGACGUACAAAUCAAAAAAUUCUGUACCAUAUGUGCUCAAAACAACAAGUUAAGGGAUGAAAUAGAUCAUCUCUUGAAGGAAAGAGCCGAUUUCAAUUUGAAAUGGGACAAACUAAUCAAGAACCUCUGCAUCGGUAAGAAGUUCAUGCUCGAUCUCAUAGAACAAGCUACCAUCGCCUACGAUCAAAGAGAAGAAUGGUGUUCGAAGCUUCAAGCUCUGAGAACCAAAGCUCACAGCGACUUAAUCUCGCACAUUCAUGAAAUGAGGGAACUCCAAAGGAAAGAAGACAAUGACAAGAAGUUAGCAGAGUUCUUCAGUACCAAGGGACAAAAACGUGUCAUGGCUGCCAUGGAAGAAAAGGAACGUACGAAGAGAAAAGAAAAACGGACGAAGAUGGAAGAAAAGCUGAGGAAAUACACAAUAAUAUUAGCCGAUGUGUACGAUUUCACCGACCAAAAUGAAAUAGAUGAAAUAAUGGAGUCCUUUAAAGAGAGAGAAUCUGAAAAUUUCGCUUUAUUCAAAUACAUAAACGAGUUGAACAGAGAGAUGGAAGACCUGAACGACAACCUUGGUUACCUCCAUUUGGAUAUCGAUGAACAAAGAGUUUUGAUGCAGGUCAGGGCUGAAAAACAACAAGAAACUCUCCACAAACUCAGGGAAGAAGUUGAUGAGGCAGUUCAACUAGCAGAUGCAGCUGAGUUUGCCUUGGGCGACUGCGAUAAAAAAAUUGCCCAACUUUCGAGUGGUAUCGACGAUCUCUUCAGGCUUUGCAAAUGCAGUAGGGAUCCUAUCGUUCCAUUGCUUGGAGAAAAUCUCAAAGUCCAUCAAUUCAAUGUUUUACUGUUCCUUAAAAUUCUCGAACGUCAUGUCCAAGACUACAUUUGUGAUGUGUUCAACGCUGAGAAGAUCCUUACGGCCAAACGAAAGAUCAGAGCGAAGCAUAAGCUUAUAAGAGCUGAAGCUGUGUUGAGACCUCUGUAUAGCAUUGAACAAAUAGUUCCAGCUAAUCCUUGUCCUCUUUGUGUUGAACAUGAACAAGUCAGCGAUGUUAUAGAUGUACUACAGCGUAUACAGACGAAGGAACAGACUGAAGUCAAGUUGGCUGCUAGAUUGGAGCUACCAGAUGGUUUGGAAAGGAUACACAACGUGUCUGCUUGUCACUUGCCAAAGUCGAGACAGAUUAUACAGAAGAGAUAUCAGUAAAACUCGUUUUGGUAUUGGUCUACACGAAAAAAUUGUAUUGCAGAUAUUAUUAUAUACAAUUUAAAAGAAUAUAUAACGAAAUAAUAUAAAA